AUGCCCUACGUCGACAUAUCCACGGGGACAGACUAUGCUUCCCUCUGGUACAUCACAAACUCCCCUACGGGCACCGUCGGCGGCUUCGACCCCGCCAAGCCCACCGUCAUCAUGCUCCACCCCAUCUUCCUCGACUCAACCUGGCUCUACGCCCAGUUCGAAGACCCGCGCCUCGACAAGAGCUUCAACAUCAUCGCUUUCGACGCCCGAUGCGCUGGCAGGACCAUUUCCCGUCCAAACGGCAAGCAUGACCACUGGACAGACGCCGCAGACAUCGCGUUCGCGUGCCAUGCCCUGUGGCUGCCACCAGCCCACCUCUGGGCCAGCGAGUCGUUCGCGACCAAUGCUGCCCUCCGCUUUGCCAUCAUAUUCCCCGAAAUGUGUCUCAGCGUCACGUUGUUGACGGUCCCCACGCCCACCGAGCUUAAAGCUUAUUUCCACCGAUUUGAUGAAUCGCUUAGCUUGUGGAGUAACGCGGUAGACCUGGACUCGCUCGAACAUUCCUUGAUGGAGGUCAUCACCUUCCUGCUCGGGCCGGACAUCCACGUGGAUCUAAUGGACGACCUCAUCGCCUACCUGGAGAUGAAGUAUCCGCCCUUCAGGCGCUCCUUCAUCGCAGAGAUGGCCAAUCUGAUCAUGAACCGGACGGCAUUGACCGCGAGAGAGCUCGCAGCCAUCACCCAACCCGUCCUUCUCGUUCACGGCGACAGCAACGAGAUCCAUCCUCUCGAGUACGCCGAGCGCAUGAAAGCUGAACUCGUCAAUGCCCAAGAUGGCGCGAAGCUCUACGUGAUGAAAGGCGCGCAAGGCUACCUCAACGUCGUUCACAGCUGCGCAUCUCUGGCCAACCAGGUCUUUUGGAAAUUCAUGAACCGACUCCCGCCUUCGCGGUCCGACCCCUACAGGCCCGAGCUGUGCCUCGUGGAGUACAUGCGGCAGGCCCUCGAGCGGCUCGCCGCGUUCGCAGACGAGGCGGCAAUAGCCACGCGGGACCCGCGCUCGCCCAUGUCGUUCUCCCGCGUCACGAAGCCCGUCGAGGAAUCCCAAAUGGAAAACAUAUCGACCGUCGCCAAGGGUCAGCGGUUCGCGCUGUCCCCGCUCGGGGCGGACGGGAGGCCCAUGCGCAAGUACACCGAACGCGUCCACGACCAUUGGUUCCAGGGUGAUCGGGACGGCAUCUCCUACGCGUCGGGCACCAGGCUCGACCGCAAGUCGCACGAGCUCGAGACGCUCCCGAUCGGCGCGCCGACGCUCGAGGGCACGAACCGCGAGCUCGUCACGCACGACGUCAUCCACGAGAACGCGCUCCGCCGCCCCGCGUUCACGAGCCCCGCCAUGACCUCCGCCGAGCGCCAGGUGAUCAAGGGCAGCGUGAGCAAGGUCGCGGCGGUGACGAGCCUCCCGAUCGGCAGGCUGUUCGGCUAGAGACGCGUGCGCAUGCGCACGAUGUGCCGGCGGUGCUCCGCGUGCUGCUGCACUGGGCGGGCGGGCGGGGCCGCCCCCGCCCGGCGAUGCACAUACACGCUCGUGUUGGAGGCGACCCACGCGCGUUGGGAGGCUCCCCUGCAUAUAGGGCUGCGCGGGCGCACAAAACCCUCGGGAGAGGGCGGUUUUUGUCGGACUCCCCAUCGUUGGGACGGACGAUUCGAUACCGAUUUAAGGCUGGUACCGCACAUAUAAUGACGACUCGAUGUAUAAUGGGAUCUUUCUAGUCAUUUUCCACACGUGCUUUGUAUUUACUGGUUUAUGCUUUCAUUGGGGGCUCUCUUUAUACU
This is a messenger RNA of Heterobasidion irregulare TC 32-1, 1775 nucleotides long. RefSeq lists its product as uncharacterized. Lineage: Eukaryota; Fungi; Basidiomycota; Agaricomycetes; Russulales; Bondarzewiaceae. The transcript is spliced from 10 exons. The record is from RefSeq and is a predicted model, not a curated record. Bases 1 to 1425 code for a protein of 474 amino acids.